This is a messenger RNA of Camelina sativa (false flax), 1191 nucleotides long. RefSeq names its product F-box and associated interaction domains-containing protein. Lineage: Eukaryota; Viridiplantae; Streptophyta; Magnoliopsida; Brassicales; Brassicaceae. The record is from RefSeq and is a predicted model, not a curated record. Gene Ontology annotation, molecular function: protein binding.
AUGAGUCCACGGCGGAGAGUUGUCAAGGAGGAUCGUCUAACAAUAUCUCGGCGCAGUAAGCGAACGAAGAUCUCGCCGAAUGGAGUAGAAGAAAACACAGCCCAGAUCCCAAUUGAACUUGUUUUCGAGAUACUCUUGAGACUGCCGGCGAAAUCUCUAGCGGCUUGUCGUUGCGUGUCGAAGCUUUGGUGCUCCGUGAUCAGCCGUCAGGAUUUCGCGGAGUUGUUCUUGGCCAGAUCUGUGCAUCGCCCGCAGCUCUUGUUCACCUGCGAAAAAGAUGGUAAGCUCUGCUUCUUCUCGUCACCACAACUUCAAAAUCCGGAUGAGAACUCGUCCGCCGGUUCUCUUGCGAGUUUCUCCUCUUCUUCUCUCGUCUCUCGUCCUAUCAAUGGCUUGGUAUGUCUUGAGCGAUUCGUUACGGAAACGAAUGAAACGGUGAGAGUGAUAUGUAGUCCUAGCACGGGACAGUGCUUAAACUUGCCCAAACCGACGGCGUGGAGUGGGCUUCUUGUUACAAGCUUUUUCGUGUAUGAACCGAUUGAGAAACAGUUCAAGGUAUUGUUGUCUUAUCCAAUUGAUGAGCAUCUAGUUCUAACUCUAGGAACUGGAGAAUUGUCUUGGAGAAAGAUUGAAUGUUCCAAGCCUCAUUAUAUUCCUAGGUUGUCUGAGAUAUGCAUCAAUGGUGUUUUGUAUUAUCCAGCUACCGAUUCCUCUUCAUGGAAGUACGUAAUCGUUUGCUUUGAUGUUAGCUCCGAGAAGUUUAGGUUUAUUACAGCCAUGGAAGAUUUCAUUGAAGCCGCGCAUGACGGAGUUCUGAUCAACUACAAUGGUAAAUUAGCUUCACUUGUUUCUGAAAAGGAUUGGGUUGUUGAUGGAAGAAGUAAAAGCAUUGAGUUGUGGGUUCUACAAGAUGUGGAAAAGCAGGAAUGUAUUAAGCAUACCUACUUGUUGCCCUCUUGGUGGCAGGAUAUUGUUGGAACUGCUACUUGUAAAUUUGUUGGAUUGACCCCUUCAAACGAGAUUAUGUUGUCGCCGUGCUAUCAAACUGUGCAUUUCUACGUCUUCUACUUCAAUAUCGAGAAACAAACGAUGAGAAUAGCUGCAAUACGAGGAAUGGAAGCGCUUCAGGGUCACAGAGUCCUCACCUUUUUAGACCAUGUAGAAAACGUUAAGCCUAUCCUUAUGUUUUAG